AUAUGAGUUAACUAUUUCGCAAAAUCACUUUUCUUAUUGAAAAAAAUUGAAAUGAUGACUUGGUGUAACACUCUGUGUUGUUCGAUGGAUUGUUGUCUUCAUGUUAUUCUUCUAUUCUCACUCUGUUUCAUUGCAGUUUUUCCUCAUCUAUCUCAUUCUUCACCUCAAUUUUCCUUAUGGAAUGGCAAUAAAGAAAUAAAAACGUCGAUUUUGAAAUUGACGACUAAUUCCUUGUCGACUCCAAUUGAUCCAACAAGGGUAACUCAAAUUUCAUGGCACCCCAGAGUUUUUAUAUAUAGGAAUUUUUUGACAAAUGAAGAGUGUGAUCAUUUCAUCUCUCUGGCUAAAGAUCAUCUGGAGAAAUCCAUGGUGACUGACCUUGAAACAGGGAAGAGCAUAGAGAGUGAAUAUCGGACAAGUAGUGGCACGUUUCUCAACAAAGCUCAGGAUGAAAUUGUUGCUAAUGUGGAAGCCAGAAUAGCUGCCUGGACAUUUCUCCCUGAAGAGAAUGGAGAACCAAUGCAGAUAUUGCAUUACGAACAUGGGCAAAAAUACGAGCCACAUUUUGAUUAUUUUACGGACAAAAUUAAUAAAGAGAUAGGCGGUCAUCGUAUAGCUACUCUCCUUAUGUAUUUGUCAGAUGUUGAUAAGGGUGGAGAAACAGUUUUUCCUAGAUCAGAGGCUGCAGAUUCUCAGCCAAAGGGUGAUGAUUGGUCUAAUUGUGCUAAAGAUGGCUAUGCAGUAAAACCAAGGAAAGGCGAUGCGUUGUUGUUUUUCAAUCUACAUAUUAAUGCAACAACUGAUCGUUUGAGCUUGCACGGAAGUUGCCCAGUGAUUGAAGGUGAGAAGUGGUCUGCUACAAAGUGGAUUCAUAUAAGGUCCUAUGACAGUAUUCCAUCAGCUGAGAAGUGUAUCGAUGCGCAUCCUGAUUGCUCCAGUUGGGCUGCUACUGGUGAAUGUGAUGAAAAUCCGUUAUAUAUGGUUGGCACUGAACAAUAUGUAGGUCAUUGCAGGAAGAGCUGUAAUGUUUGUUCAUGAUAGAAAAUUAGAAAUCUAUACAUGCAUUUUCUGCAUCUUUUAGCACAACACAUCCUAAAUUAAUGUGUAUCAUGACAUAUAACUAAAGCUAAAUGCAAUUGUGCACUUGAAUGAACCAGGGCAGCUCAACGCCUUUUAAAAAUGCU
This is a messenger RNA of Solanum pennellii, 1184 nucleotides long. Its product is annotated as probable prolyl 4-hydroxylase 6. Gene Ontology annotation, biological process: peptidyl-proline hydroxylation to 4-hydroxy-L-proline. The record is from RefSeq and is a predicted model, not a curated record. Gene Ontology annotation, molecular function: iron ion binding; procollagen-proline 4-dioxygenase activity; L-ascorbic acid binding. Lineage: Eukaryota; Viridiplantae; Streptophyta; Magnoliopsida; Solanales; Solanaceae. Gene Ontology annotation, cellular component: endoplasmic reticulum. The transcript has 8 exons. Bases 52 to 1038 code for a protein of 328 amino acids.